Molecule: messenger RNA, 597 nt
Organism: Arctia plantaginis
Lineage: Eukaryota; Metazoa; Arthropoda; Insecta; Lepidoptera; Erebidae
Source: the annotation of a GenBank genome assembly
AUGCUCAGUGUGCCUCACACUUACAUACUUGAAACGGAUGAAGGAAUGCCCGCGUACACACCAAGGGGAAUACGUGUGUCAGCUUUACGCGCCCCACCCAACGACAGAGUUAACGAUGUCGCUUGGCCAUAUACACGACGCUUAGUGAAAACAAAAAAGCUAUUUAAAAAGAUAUUCAGUGCGGAGCGCAUGGAACGACUAGAUCGCAUGAUUGAGGCUUCCAAUGCUACAAUGUACUCAAAAUUAGCGAACUGUGUUCUUGAUUUGAAAAAACAGGAUAACAAAGAUAUAAAGAAGAAACGUGGAUGGUCAGAGUCCGAGUGGAAGAAACAUAUGGAUUACAUUGGACAGAUAGCUGGUCCAAAACGUGAUUUCAAACCGGACCCGAUUAAACGAGGUCCAUGCAAGCCUCUUGAAGGUCUCACACCAAGACUUAGAGUACUCGCCAUGCGUCCAGAAUUCAAAUGUUAUAGACGAUUAUCGAAAGAGGAGUGGUACAGGAAUCCAGAAAAGGUCUCCCCGCAAGCUUUGAAAUACGUGAUAACUGACAGAACCAAGAAGCUAGCCGUUGCGAGAGUUAUACCGGCAUCCUACUAA